Molecule: messenger RNA, 558 nt
Organism: Colias croceus (clouded yellow)
Lineage: Eukaryota; Metazoa; Arthropoda; Insecta; Lepidoptera; Pieridae
Exons: 1
Coding region: 1-558 (185 amino acids)
Molecular function (GO): catalytic activity
Source: RefSeq, a predicted model, not a curated record
AUGGCUCUACUCCAUUUCCUCCAAGGCAAUAUCAACCACUGCGCCGGAGCCCAGGAUCUUUUGCUCCAGAGUCUGGCGGAGUGGCAGAUAGAUGUGGCGGUGGUGGCUGAGCCCUAUUUCGUACCGUCCCGGGACAACUGGGCGGCUGACUUGGAUGGACUGGUGACGCUCGUAACGCAGGGCGGCACAGUAAUGGAAAGGGUAGUCCGGCGGCGGGGUUGUGUCUCGGCCUCGAUCAAGGGUAACACAGUGAUCGGGGUCUACUUCUCUCCCAACCGUGGCCUGGAUGAAUUCGAGCGGUUCUUGGCAGAUCUGGGGGAACUGAUUGACCUAGCUCCUUCGCAGCCCGUGCUUCUGGCCGGAGAUUUCAAUGCCAAAUCAAUGGCAUGGGGAUCAUCGGUGAGAAAUGCGCGGGGUGCGGUGCUGCAGGAGUGGGCGGUCGCGGCUGAUCUCUCGGUCGUAAAUCGCGGGAGUGAGCUUACCUGCGUGCGGCAAAGAGGGGGCUCCAUCGUCGACAUCACCUUCGCUAGCCCCCCCCCUUGCAAGGCGAAUUACUGA